GUCAUCUGGCUGGAAUGCGCUGCUCACACACUGCAGCUCUCAGCUCAGCUAUUAGCAGUCUGUUAUCUUCUGCCUUAACAUUCCUCCAGACCGCGCACAUUACAGCUUGCAUCGACAGCACCGCUUGAAAACUUCAGAAUGUCAGACCCCUUAUACUACACACCAUUUCCACUGCCCUCCAGUGUACCAUCAGUCGCUGGAGAUUCAAACGCCACAUUAUGCCAGGACUGGGAGCAGUCUCAUCACCUGCUGUUCCACCUGGCCAACCUGAGCCUGGGUCUGGGUUUCCUCAUCCCCACCACAAUAGCGCUUCACAUGAUCUUCCUCAGACUGCUGCUGAUGACAGGGUGCUCUUUGUUUAUAGCAUGGGCCACAUUAUAUAGAUGCGCAUUGGAUGUGAUGGUGUGGAAUGUGGUUUUCCUUCUGGUGAACUUCAUGCAUUUCUUCUUCCUGCUUUAUAAACGCAGACCGAUUAAGAUUGACAGGGAGCUAAAAUCAUUGUACAAGCGCAUGUUCGAGCCCCUGCAUGUACGUGAAGCUCUGUUUCAGAGGCUCACCGGCCAGUUCUGCACCAUCCAGACCUUAAAGAAGGGCCAGGUCUAUGCGGCAGAAGAUAAGACCUCUGUUGAUGAGCGCCUCAGCAUUCUUCUCAAAGGAAAGAUGAAGGUAUCAUACCGUGGCCAUUUCUUGCAUAAUAUUUACACCAAUGCUUUCAUCGACUCUCCAGAAUUCAGAUCGACUCAGUUGAACAGGGGUGAGAGGUUUCAGGUGACAAUCUCUGCUGAGGAAAACUGCAAGCUCCUGUGCUGGUCUAGAGAGCGUCUGACAUACUUCCUGGAGUCCGAGUCUUUUCUGAACGAGGUGUUCAGGUACCUCAUUGGCAAAGACAUCACCAACAAGCUUUACUCUCUCAAUGAUCCAACCUUGAGUGACAAGGCUGUAAAGAAAAUGGACCGUCAGCCAAGCCUAUGUUCUCAGCUGUCUAUGAUGCAGAUGAGGAACAGCAUGGCUAGCACCAGUGACACAGACGACGUGCUCAACCAGAUCCUGAGAGGCGGGUCAACUGGGUCAUCACUCCAGAAAAAUCCUCAGACAAAAGCAUCCACGACUAUGAAGCCAAUUGAAGAAGGAAUGGAGGACGAUGUUUUUGAACCUGACUCCCCCGCUACCUCCCAGAACAUUUCCAGGACUCCCAGAGAAGACAUGUGAAAUGUAUUUUAUCACCUCAUGGUCUUCAGAGUUCUGUGUUUCAUUUCAUGUUCUAUUUAAAAAAAAAAAAAAAAAAAGAAGAA
Messenger RNA from Onychostoma macrolepis, 1292 nucleotides. It is a transcript of the gene popdc1, whose product is annotated as blood vessel epicardial substance. The transcript is spliced from 8 exons. Gene Ontology annotation, molecular function: cAMP binding. NCBI's taxonomy places the organism in Eukaryota, Metazoa, Chordata, Actinopteri, Cypriniformes, Cyprinidae. Bases 139 to 1209 code for a protein of 356 amino acids. Gene Ontology annotation, cellular component: sarcolemma. The record is from RefSeq and is a predicted model, not a curated record.